Rotaria sordida is the source of this 1029-nucleotide messenger RNA. NCBI's taxonomy places the organism in Eukaryota, Metazoa, Rotifera, Eurotatoria, Philodinida, Philodinidae. The record is from the annotation of a GenBank genome assembly.
AUGAUCAGACGUCUUAUCUGUUAUUUCAUUUUCGUUCUUCUCAAUGUUACAACCACUACUCAGCAGUUCGACAAUGUAUAUAUUGCUACUCCAAGACUAAAAGUAUCAUGGGGUACAAUGAGCAUACUUGAAGCAGAACGUCUUUGCCAAACUUAUCUUCUCAAACAAUCAUCAAAAUGGCAUUAUCAUAUGACUAUUGCAGGCACCGAACUUCCAAUACAAACAAAUUUAAAUCGAAUACAAAUUUUACAACUUGCACCUGAUAAAUCUCGUAAUGAUGUGUCUUCUUUUCCACAAUCUUAUAAUAGACAAAAGUCAAAAAAGUCUCCUCCACCUAGCAAUCUAACUGUUUAUAAAGGCGAAUUUCAUUCUAUUCUUACUCGAGAUUUGAUUCAAGUAGUGCAUACAAAUCCAUUAGCAUUAGAAUUUUGGUCAUUUCUUAAUGGAACAGAUGUACCUGAUGAACAAUUUUAUCCAACAUUGGUUCAUCUGCCUGAAUUGCCAGGUGGUAAGGCACGAGGAACAUCAACUUAUGUUUAUUCUGAACUUCUUUCACAUUACAAAAUUUGGAGGGAUGGAAUAUGUCAAUCGAAACAAUUUCGCAGUGGUGUCUGUCAGUUUAACUAUAAAGAUUUAAUGAAUAUAGAACAAAGUGGUCGGCUAUUUGCUAACAAAUUUAAUCAAAACCUGGAUUUAGUUGGUAUUGACUGUUGGAAACAAUGGUUACGUGUUAAACAAGUUCAUCACCAAGAUAUUGCUCCUCAAAAUUACGUUGAUAAAUUUCCAUUUACUCGAAGGAUAGCACAUAUGCAUUACAAACGCAAUCAUGGUAAAAAUAAAAAUACAAUACUUCUCUUUUAUUCAUUAGAACGCAAUCAUGUCGACGAACAAGAUUUUGAUCCAACUUCAUAUUAUCGUUUCACAACACAAUGGCAAGGCAAUAAUAAAUCUCUUGAUGUUGUCAAUGAUGGUAAAAAUAAUAAUCAACUUAUACUUACUACAACUGGUAAUUAUGGUGGACAAUAUUGA